Dicentrarchus labrax (European seabass) is the source of this 2388-nucleotide messenger RNA. RefSeq names its product polypeptide N-acetylgalactosaminyltransferase 6. Bases 487 to 2289 code for a protein of 600 amino acids. Lineage: Eukaryota; Metazoa; Chordata; Actinopteri; Moronidae. The record is from RefSeq and is a predicted model, not a curated record. Gene Ontology annotation, cellular component: Golgi apparatus. The transcript has 11 exons.
UUGACAUUGUGUGGCCUAUAUUUAGAUUUGCACCUCACUUUAUAACCAAUUUAUAACUAUAUUUAUGAUACCUACCGCCUGUUACAUUUCUGUCAAUGGGUAACCUACAUUUGGUUUUACACCUUACCGAUAAUACCCUUAUAUUUGGUUUUGUUUAUAUCUGCUCUCUAUAUAUUUGCACUCUUUCCUGCUUUGUAUAUCAACUGUUGCACACCAAGUUCCCUUUAUGUAAACAAAGAAUCUUAAUAUGAUGUGUAAUGUGCAGAAAGGCCACACUAGUUGAGCUCACAGGCUAAAAUUAGACCGGUUUGAGCAGUUAUAGUUUUUGUUGAUUGGAUGUGCACCAACCAGGUUAUAACUUUUUGUUUCCUGCAUGACUGAAAGACAACUGUGACACAAGGAAGUGUGACACAGAUGUAGUGACUUGCUGAUGUCCUGCAGCUAAAGUAAAUUUUUUUUUCAGGUCAGUCCUUCCCUCUGCAUACCAUGCGUAGGCCUGUAUUUUGCUGUCGUCUCACCCUUCCAGUAAAGUUAGCUACUUCCUGCUUUCUGCUUGUGCUCAUCCGUAUGUACCUCACCAUCAACCACACAGCUUUCCCUGAACCAUCACACCUACCUCUGGCGGGUGUGGUGAGACUCAAAGUAUCCACCCCUGUUGUCCUGUUGCCAAAUCCCAAAUGUCCACCUGGCUUUUACACUGCAGAGGAGCUUAAGCCUCACCUUCGGAGGCCUCUCCAAGACCCCAGGGCACCAGGAGCGCGAGGUAAACCCUUUGUGUCACACCGAAUGACUCUGGAAGACAAAAAAGAGGAAUUGUACGGGUUUGAUAAAAACCAGUUCAACCAGUUUGCCAGUGAUCGCAUCUCCCUGCACCGUGAUCUGGGCAAAGAUACACGACACCAAGACUGCUUGGAACAGAGGUUUCGGCGUUGUCCUGGCCUCCCUACAACCAGUGUGAUCAUAGUGUUUCAUAAUGAGGCAUGGUCCACUCUGCUGAGGACCGUCUACAGUGUCUUACACACAGCUCCUGCAGCCCUGCUCACAGAGAUCUUACUGGUGGACGAUGCCAGCACAGAUGAUCACCUUAAGACUCGCCUGGAUAACUAUGUACAGCAGCUGAAUAUAGUCCGUGUGCUACGACAGAGGGAGAGGAAAGGCUUGAUCACAGCCAGACUAUUGGGAGCGCAGGCCGCACAAGGAGAGGUCCUCACCUUCCUGGAUUCCCACUGUGAAUGCUUCCCCGGAUGGCUGGAGCCUCUUCUAGCUCGGAUAGAAGAGCAGCCUUCCGCUGUGGUGAGCCCGAAAAUCGCCAUCAUUGACCAAGAUAACCUAAAGUUCAGUAAGCCAGUCCCUAAACAGCAUUAUUACCAUCGGGGGAAUUUUGACUGGAGGCUAAAGUUUGGAUGGGAGGGCAUCCCAGAAGAGGAGAAGAAGAGAAGGAAGAAUGAAACUUUUCCUAUCAGAACUCCGACCUUUGCUGGUGGCCUGUUCUCUGUAUCUAAAUCAUACUUUGAGCAUAUUGGGACUUAUGAUGACCAGAUGGAGUUCUGGGGAGGUGAGAAUUUGGAAAUGUCCUUCAGGGUCUGGCAAUGUGGAGGUCAGCUGGAGAUUAUUCCUUGUUCUGUUGUGGGGCAUAUUUUCCGCAGAAAAAGCCCCCACACCUACCCCGGAGGCAGCACUGUGAUCACUCGCAACCUGGUCCGCCUGGCUGAGGUCUGGAUGGAUAACUACAAAUGGGUCUUCUAUCGUACAAACAAAAAGGCUGCUUCCAUUUUUAAAGAGAAUUUAUUUGGAGAUGUUACUGAACGCCAUAAACUCAGGGAGAGAUUAAAGUGCAAGAACUUUUCUUGGUACCUAAACAACAUUUAUCCAGAGGCCCACGUGCCUGAUAUCGUUCCAGUCAGGCACGGACAGUUGGAAAACGUUGGUUGGAAGUGCUGCCUGGAUGUGAAGAAGACAAAUAAGCAAUGGGAGCCUGUUAAAAUGUUCACAUGUAGUAGUGAAGGUAGAGCACAGUAUUUUGAAUACACAUCCCAGCAAGAGGUACGGCUCAGCAGCGGCAUUGAGUUGUGUUUACAUGCAACCCCUGGAAGAGCUCUUGUGUCUCUUAAACUCUGUCAACGGAUGGGAAAAGUAACCACAGCAGCUCCUGAGCAAGUCUGGAUCUUUACACAGGAAAACCAUCUGAGGAAUCCAUCGUCAGGCAAAUGUUUGACAGUAUCAGGAGGAAAGGUGAUUGUGACUACCUGCAUAUCCACCAGACUCAGCCAGAACUGGGUCUUCAUCUGACUCUUGGUCGUGGAUUUGUAUAUGUGGAUGUUUUCAUAAAAGAUAAAUUAAAUAUAUAUAUAUUAAAUAUUUAAUAAAUAUUUUAAAUAAUACAAUUAA